Molecule: messenger RNA, 2376 nt
Organism: Anopheles aquasalis
Lineage: Eukaryota; Metazoa; Arthropoda; Insecta; Diptera; Culicidae
Product: hemicentin-1-like
Biological process (GO): cell-cell adhesion
Cellular component (GO): plasma membrane; cell-cell junction
Molecular function (GO): cell adhesion molecule binding
Source: RefSeq, a predicted model, not a curated record
AUGGAAGGAACUGUGAAGAUGAUUAUGGUGAACAUUAUGAUCCUAGGAGUGUUUUUUCAGUUCGUUUCGAUAAGAGCCCAGAACAGAUUUAUCGGAGAUCACGCAGAAGAUGCAAUUGACUUGCCUCAAAUAGAAUGGCAAGCUGACGAGAUAGUGCUGGGAUAUCGUGAAACGUGGAAUGUUACUUGCAAGUGUCAUAAGCCUAUCGUCUGGAAAUCAUUUGACGGCGAGUACAAAUGGGACCCUCCUAACGUCAUUGUUUCCAUCUACAACACAAUGGAUCUCAAUAUGCCUUUUGGGAGCAUUCUUACAUCAGCAUCGAUGGUUGGCCGGUACUACUGUGUUCAUUCCGAGAAGGAACAGGAAGAUCUAUCCGAGUUGGUAACUGAAGACAUGGCGAGCAGCAUCUACGUGUAUGUUGAAGACCCCUAUCAACUGGUGGUGCCAGAUCCUGUUAAAUAUUACAACAAUACAGAGGGAGUUCUUGUUCUCUGCAAACCGUCGUAUCCGGAAGUAUUUCUGGAAUUGUGUGACAAAACAUCCAAUGAAUGUAGCGUGACUUCAGAUCCAACGAAAGGAUUCUUCAUUCCAGAUAAUUUUGACACUGGUUCUACCGAGUUUUAUUGCAAAGUUAAUGGCAUGAGCUAUACUGCUUAUCCUGGCGGAUCUAUUGACGAUGGAUUACUAAAACCUACUAUCGUCAGCAAUGUCGGGGAUAUUGUCCCUUUCAGCAAAUCCGUUCGUCUGACCUGCAGCUUCGAGUGGCCUGUGGAUAUAAACAUUCAAAUUUCGUGGAAAACGCUUCCAAAUUACGAACCUGCCGAGAUAGACAAAACUAUCUCAGUGGGAAACCAAACUAAAUCUCGCAGUUUUUGGAGCCGAACGCUGGUUUUCAAGCGUGACCUCUUUAUUCAAAACGCUACCCUGACGCACCAAAGAACCUAUCGUUGCGAAGCGAAUGACGAUAAAAACAAUUCCUACUAUCACAAUUUCAGACUGCAAGUGCGCGAAACGCCUGAUGACUUCGUCAUACUGCGCGCAUCCCACAACCAAACAGUCAUUCAUCGCAGAGUUAACAGUAAUGGGGAAAUGUUACCGAUUGAAAUCAUAAUUCAUUAUAAAAGUUAUCCCGCCCUGUCCAAUAUCAAAUCCUAUGAAUGGUCCAGGGAAGAUGCAGCCAUGAUAAUAAGCAACGGCGAUUAUAAACAUAAUGUGACCGCAGAUUAUAUAAACCUGAGAAUCAAUCAGCCGACUAUCCAAAAUUCAGAUAUCUAUACGCUUGUGGUUGUCGCAGGAACUGCGAAAGCAGAGUACAACAUAUCUAUUUUCGUUCACGAUAAACCUUUGCUGAAUAUGCACAAUUUAAUGGCGGUUAAAGGCGAGGUCGUUGACUUCCUGUGUGCAAGCGUGGCUUAUCCGUCACCGGAAAUGUGGUUCUUUUUCCAGCCGUGUAACGAGGUACCCUGGGGAAACUGUUCGAUGGUAAUUGAUACAGAAACUGAAUGGCAAGAAGGAACCCAGGAGACCAAAUCGCUUAUCUGGUCAGCAGUAUCGUACAAUCAAAUCACCGAUGAACCUGGAAUCGUACUCUGCAAGGCCAACAAUUCCGAAGGAAUUACAAUGACGCAGGCAUAUUUAUUGUUGGAAGACAUUUCUGAUUCUAUGCGGCUGGAAAUAAUACAGCCUCAUGGGUCAAUUACAGUUGGAGACAAUGUUACAUUCGUUUGUUCCACAGUUAAUACAGCAACAAACACCGUUGACGUGAUAUUCGAGCACAAUGGAAGGGACGACGAAGUCAUCGAGAUGCAUGAAGAAUCGCUGAUCCACAUAGCACAACUUACCCUUUUAAAUGUUGGUCUAAAUCACACGGGAGAUGUUUACUGCCAUGUAAUCUUCUUAGAUAAUCAUAAACCGUCAGAGAAAAGAUUCAUUCACAUGGAAGUGAUAGAACCAAUCGCCCCGCAGUUGCGUUCUGGUGAAAUCAAUCAGACUCUAACCGUUGAUGUACUUCAAACGCUUCAACUGGUUUGUGAUGUCAUUGGAGCACCUGAACCUAUGAUAACCUGGUUGAAAGAUGGACAACCAUUUGUAUACAGCAUGAACAAUCCAACAAACACAACAUCCAUCACAAUUCCAUAUGCAACUCCUACGCACUCGGGGCUUUAUGAAUGCAGUGUUGAAAAUAAAAAAGGAAACAUAACGAUAACCAGGAACGUUAUCAUACAAAGCACCCAAUGGGAUCAGCCAAUAACGUAUGUUGCGGUCAUAUUUUUUAUACUGACAAUAGUGUUUGCGUUAACCUCGUUGUGUUUCUACAAAAAGAUGAAACGGGCGUCUGGUGUAUCACAUUUAAACGAACCAUUAAUAGCAAAAUGA